This is a messenger RNA of Alnus glutinosa, 970 nucleotides long. RefSeq lists its product as uncharacterized. NCBI's taxonomy places the organism in Eukaryota, Viridiplantae, Streptophyta, Magnoliopsida, Fagales, Betulaceae. The transcript is spliced from 6 exons. The record is from RefSeq and is a predicted model, not a curated record. Bases 61 to 873 code for a protein of 270 amino acids.
CAUACACGCACUGUGUCUCUCUCUCUCUCUCUCUCUCGAUCAUCUUCUGACUACUCAACCAUGGCCUCUUUAGGCCAAUAUUGUACAAGAAAUUGGCUGAGCUCAAAGAACAGCUUCAACACAAUUUCAAUUUCCCAAUCAUGCAAUGCAAGGCAAUUUAGGAACGUAGAAGCCAACCAUCACAGCAGUACUAGGCCCGCAUUUUGCCAACUAUCAUCGCCUGGAGGAAAGAAGCAGCUGCUGAUCAGAACCUUCCAGAAAAGCAAAGAAGAUCAUCAAUGGAGAGUAGGCUGCGGUGAUGAUGGCUCAUGCGGGAUUGCACCUUUUUCCCCGCACAUUCCUUCUGCAUUGGACUUGAUCAAAGACUUUUACAAUGCCAUCAAUUCCAAGGACCCUGAAAAAUUGGACGAGACAUUGGACCAACUUCUGUCAGAUGCUUGUGAAUAUCAGGAUCUUUUCUUUUACAUUCCAUUUCAAGGAAAACAGGGUAUCAAAAAGUUUUUGGGCGACGUAAUGGAAGCGAUGGGACAACAUAUUCAGAUGGUUAUCGAUGACGCGAAAGUAGGCGAGAAUUACAGUGCAAUUGUAUUUUGGCAUCUAGUAUGGAAGGACAAAGACAUACCCUUCAGCACUGGUUGCAAAUUCUUCGAAUGUGAAGAAGUUAAGGGGAAGCUCGUAAUUAGGAAAAUAACCGGCGUGGAAGAAUUUCCUGUAAAACCUGGUGAAUUAUUACUGAAACUGUUAAAGGCAGUCAGCGAAUUUUGUGACCGCUACCCAACGUUAGCAGAAGGGUUGCUGAAGCUACACUCCCAUGGCACGCAUGAAGGAGGACUAGAAACGAUUUUAGACAUGUUUGGCGUGAAAAGAGGCUGAUCGAUCAGGCCGGCCACUUUAUUUGGGUUGAAUCUCAAGUUGUCAGACUGUCAGUUCAACUGUUAUCGAUCGAUAGGGGUUUUAAUUUAAUCAACCA